AUGAAGCUCACCAGCUCCGCUCAUUACUCUCUCUUUUUCAUACUGUCCGCUCUCAGAUUAUCUGGCGCAUCAGAUUCCUCCUUGAAAGAUGACGCUUCAUGCAUUGCCCGCUCACCGACCAGCGGAUUGUACUUCGAUCUCAAUGCGAUCUCAUUAUCCCCGCCCGACAUGAAUGACGGCAAAGCCAUGAAGGAUGCGCGGAAUCAAAGCUGGUUUGCUAGAGGCCAUGACUACCCAGCCAACUUCACAAUCAAUAUAUGUGCACCGGUCAUUGAAAACGUGACAGACGUGGUCGGCGUGGAGGCAUCGCGGUGGAAGAACGUCAGUGCAUAUUACGAACAAAACAAUAAGAUAUACUCCAUAGGACAACAAGCGUCCGACCCUUUCUUCCGCGGCCGUAAACUCAUCCUCAAUUACACCAAUGGCUCUCCCUGCGAGGACGAUCUCAAUAUGGCCAGUUCCAAUGUCUCCACGCGCAACAAGUCCACCAUAAUGUCUUUCCUUUGCGACCGCGAUGCCGCGCCAAACCUAGCCACCCCCUCAUUCGUUGGCUCCAUGGAUUCAUGCACAUACUUCUUCGAGAUCCGCAGCUCAGCUGCAUGUGGUGGAAUUGCCGUGGAUCCUAACGCCGGAGGUCUGGGACCGGGUGGCGUAUUCGGUGUGAUCAUGCUGGUCGCUGUCGCAGUAUAUCUGAUUGGUGGCUGUGCCUACCAGCGAACAGUCAUGCAUCAGCGUGGCUGGCGCCAGUGCCCGAACUUCAGCCUGUGGGCUGGCGUUUUCGACUUUGUCAAAGACAUGGCCGUGAUCAUCUUUUCGUCGCUAGGGAACCUUCUCCAUUUCAGAGGAUCCCCCUCCAGCAACGGCUACAUUCGUGCGGACUCCGACGGCAGGGGUGGUUUCAUCGGCGCCAUCGGGGGUCGAGGAGGACGUGGGCAGGGACGGGACGUGGAUGCUGAGAAUCGGCUGAUAGAUCAACUUGAUGAGGAGUGGGAGGAUUAG
Molecule: messenger RNA, 999 nt
Organism: Penicillium bovifimosum
Lineage: Eukaryota; Fungi; Ascomycota; Eurotiomycetes; Eurotiales; Aspergillaceae
Exons: 4
Coding region: 1-999 (332 amino acids)
Biological process (GO): vacuolar transport
Source: RefSeq, a predicted model, not a curated record